Torulaspora delbrueckii is the source of this 891-nucleotide messenger RNA. It is a transcript of the gene BRX1, whose product is annotated as ribosome biogenesis protein BRX1. Gene Ontology annotation, molecular function: rRNA binding. The transcript has a single exon. The record is from RefSeq and is a predicted model, not a curated record. Gene Ontology annotation, cellular component: nucleolus. NCBI's taxonomy places the organism in Eukaryota, Fungi, Ascomycota, Saccharomycetes, Saccharomycetales, Saccharomycetaceae. Gene Ontology annotation, biological process: ribosomal large subunit assembly; rRNA processing. The coding region runs from base 1 to 891 and encodes 296 amino acids.
AUGUCUUCAAUUUACAAAGCGUUGUCUGGUAAGGGCAAAAAUUCACAAUCGGGCAAGAAACAAGAACCUAAUGAGAAGCAGUUUAUGAACAAACAACGUACUUUGCUAAUAUCUAGUAGAGGUGUUAACUUCAGACAUCGUCAUUUGAUUCAGGAUCUGUACUCUUUAUUGCCUCAUUCAAGGAAAGAACCAAAGUUGGACACUAAGAAAGAUUUACAGCAAUUAAAUGAGAUCGCAGAACUUUACAACUGUAAUAACAUUCUGUUCUUCGAAGCCAGGAAACAUCAGGAUCUGUAUCUGUGGCUAUCCAAGCCACCUAAUGGUCCAACGAUCAAAUUCUAUUUGCAGAAUUUGCACACUAUGGAUGAACUAAACUUUACUGGUAACUGCCUUAAGGGUUCCCGUCCCGUACUAUCUUUCGAUCACAGGUUCGACAGCUCUCCUCACUACCAACUCAUCAAAGAGCUACUAGUGCAUAAUUUUGGUGUUCCACCAAUGGCCAGAAGGUCCAAGCCCUUCAUCGACCAUGCCAUGUCCUUCAGUAUCGUGGACGAUAAGAUCUGGGUGAGAACUUAUGAAAUUACCCACUCUGCAAGGAAUGAACAGGAAUAUGAGGACAAGACGGAAGAGCAAGGUGAUGUUUCGUUAGUCGAAAUUGGCCCCAGAUUCGUUAUGACCGUUAUUCUAAUUCUUGAAGGCUCCUUUGGUGGACCCAAGAUUUACGAAAACAAACAAUACGUCUCGCCAAACGUCGUAAGAGCCCAAUUGAAACAACAGUCUGCUGAUGCUGCUAAGGAUAGAGCAGAAGCUGCCGUCCUGAGAAAGAUCAAAAGGAGAGAAAAUGUUCUUGCCGCUGAUCCGUUGUCAAACGAAGCAUUAUUCAAAGAUUAA